AUGGUUUUAGUGACCCGGUUUGGUAAGCCUGAUUACUUUGUCACAAUGACCUGUAGUCCACAUUGGGAGGAGAUAACAAGUCAACUAUUUCCGGGACAGACACCACAAGAUAGACCAGAAUUGGUUGCGAGAGUAUACCGGGCUAAGCUGCGUGAUUUACACGAUUUUUUGAUCAAGAAGAGUCACUUGGGUGAGGUCACAUCAUAUGCACAUGUUACAGAGUUUCAGAAGAGGGGUUUGCCACAUGAGCACUUCUUAUUGAUUAUGGCCCCUAACAGUAAGUUAAGCAGUCCUGAUGAUUACAACAAGGUUAUUUCAGGAGAGAUUCCUGAUCCUAUCAAAUACCCUGUAUUGCAUGCUCUGGUUAUCAAGCACAUGCUACAUGGAUCAUAUGGUGCUCUCAACAAAAAUUGCCCCUGCAUGAUAGACGGACAUUGCCGUUUUCGUUAUCCUCGACAAUUCUGUUCGGCUACACAGCAAGGAAAAGACUCUUAUCCUAUAUAUAGGAGAAGGGAAGAUGGCCGUCGAGUGGCGACCAGGGGUGCUGUAUUGGAUAAUAGAUGGGUGGUUCCGUACAACCCCACACUGGUUAUGCGGUAUAACUGCCAUAUUAAUGUCGAAGUUUGCUCAAGCAUCAAGGCAGUUAAGUACCUAUACAAAUAUGUCUAUAAAGGUCAUGACCGUGCAUCCUUCUCAGUCGAUCCACAAGAUCAAAAUGGUACAAUAAUCAAUGAGAUUCGACAAUACAGGGAUGCAAGGUUCAUAACUCCCCCCGAGGCCGUGUAUCGGAUAUUUGGUUUCCCUUUGUAUGCCGUAUCUCCUUCUGUUUUGCAACUUCAACUACAUCUGCCAAACAUGCAACUUGUGUCAUAUAGAGCUACUGAUAACCUGAAUGAUGUGGUGAACCGGGAGAAAUCUAAGAGGUCGAUGCUUACUGAGUAUUUCAAGAUGAACCUGGUGGAUAGCAAGGCACGUAAAUUGUUAUACAAAGAGUUCCCGGAGCACUUCCGGUGGAUCAAGUCCGAUAAGCGCUGGCAAGCAAGGGUAAAGAGGCCGCAGGUUGGGAGAAUUGUGUAUGCAAACCCUGCUGAAGGGGAGAGGUACUAUUUACAUGUGCUCCUCAACCAUGUGAGAGGCGCAACUUCAUAUGAGAACCUUCGUACUGUACAUGGGAAAACCUGUUCCACCUUCAGAGAUGCGUGCGAGAUGAUAGGGCUCGUAGAGACUGAUAGAUCCCUCGAUGAAUGCUUGGCUGAGUCUACUACAUUCCACAUGCCUUGUGCACUGAGAAGGUUGUUUACGACAAUUAUUGUAUUCUGCGAGGCGACAAAUAUCCGUGGCUUAUGGGAAAAUCAUUUUGAAGCAAUGUCCCAAGAUUAUCGUUGUACACACAAUGAUGCAGCAAUGGUUGAGCAACUGGUGCUUAGGGAUAUUAGAAACGUGGUUCAUUCAAUGGGAAAGGAUGUAAGGAAUUAUGGUCUUCCGGAGGUUGACGACUCAGGUGAUGUCCUUGCGUAG
This is a messenger RNA of Phragmites australis (common reed), 1518 nucleotides long. RefSeq lists its product as uncharacterized. The transcript has a single exon. The record is from RefSeq and is a predicted model, not a curated record. NCBI's taxonomy places the organism in Eukaryota, Viridiplantae, Streptophyta, Magnoliopsida, Poales, Poaceae. Bases 1 to 1518 code for a protein of 505 amino acids.